Messenger RNA from Rhizopus microsporus ATCC 52813, 206 nucleotides. RefSeq lists its product as uncharacterized. The transcript has a single exon. The record is from RefSeq and is a predicted model, not a curated record. NCBI's taxonomy places the organism in Eukaryota, Fungi, Mucoromycota, Mucoromycetes, Mucorales, Rhizopodaceae. Bases 9 to 200 code for a protein of 63 amino acids.
CACAUAACAUGACAAGUGGCGCAUUAUCCGGAAUAACCAACAAUAUUGCAGUUUAUCCGCUUGAUUUAGUGCGAAAAAAAAGAAGGUUACAAGUUCAGGGCAAUGGUGUUUCAUGGUACAUUUGCUUGUUAAACAUUGUCAAACAAAGAAGGAAUACCAUAGUUUAUAUAAAGGGCCUUAUUAAAGCAAUUCUCUGCUAAAUACAG